AUGUCUCUAGAGAGCUCAUCCCAUCUAUGUUUCCUCCAGACGGAGCUGACCGAGGCCAGGGCCCAGGUGUUGGAGGCCAACACUCAGGAAUAUGCCUUCAACUUCCUGCAGCAGUCUCUGAAGAAUAAGAUACAGGUCGCUGAGGAGGCGCUAGAGAAGCAGACGCUCCAUGCUCAGGGGCUGUCCGAGAAGCUGUGGCUGUCUGAGAGACAGUUGGAGGAUCUAGAGGUGGACAAGGAGACACGGGACAAGAGGAGAUCAGAGCUCAGCGACACUGUCUUCAGACUGGAGACUGAGCUAGAAGAGGCUGCACAGAAAGCCACCCGGACGACAGCAGAGCUCGGUCUGCAACAGAAGCUACGAGACGACGCCCUGCUGAGGGUAGAGGAGAUGGAGGAGAGUUUACUGGAGAGGAGUCAGGAGCUGCAGAUAGCCCAACAGACUGUCAGCCGCCUACAGGGACAGGUGUCAGAUAAGCUGGUAGAUAAGGAGCGUUCCCUGGAGGAGGAGAUCCAACUGAGAGAGAGAGUUCAGCUGCAGUGGAAGCAGGCAGAGAGGAGCGUAGAGGACCUGACGAUGGAGCUACAGACUGCUGCACAGACCAAGGAAGACCUGGUCAAGCAACUCAAACAGGCUCAGGAGAAACUGUUAGAUCUUGAGACCGACCUGGAGGAGAUGCAGGACAGUGAACAGAGAUGGGUCAGCAAGCACAAGAGAUCCAUCGAACAGACGGAACAGCUCCAGCUGAAGUUGAUCCAGCAGAAAGAUGUGAAUGAGCAGCUGGACAGCGAGAAAGGCAUCCUGGAGAGACAGCUGCGGGACCUGCGCGCGGAGGUGGAGGAUAUCCAACAUACCAGAAUUCAUGAGGAUGUGAUCACUAAGACGGAGAGCCGGGCCAAGGAGCUGGAGAACGCUCUGAGGGUGGAGGAGAGGAACAAGGUGGUGAUGAACAACACCAUCAGUAAACUGGAGAGGAAGAUCAACGAACUGUCUGAUCAGCUGGAAGAGGAACAGAAGAUGGCCAAGGAGCAGAAGGACCUGACGUCCCAGAGGAUGCGUUCCCUGAAGCGUCAGCUGAACGAGGCAGAGGAGGGGGCUAGUCGUAGAGACGCUCAGUACCGACACACCCAGAGAGAACUGACAGAGGAGAGAGAGGCCUCCACUAAACUACAGAAACAGCUCCUGGACCAGCACCUCCAACUCAAACGUAAGGAGUCCACCAUGACGAUGAGACAGACUCUGGAAGAUCUACGUCUGGACCUUAGUGUGGAUGAGGAGGACCAGACCCCUCUGGUACCCACAGCCUCCAAGGCCUGAGACACCCUUCCUGGGACAGUAUUACA
Salvelinus namaycush (lake trout) is the source of this 1343-nucleotide messenger RNA. Its product is annotated as cingulin-like protein 1. The transcript has 9 exons. The record is from RefSeq and is a predicted model, not a curated record. The coding region runs from base 1 to 1317 and encodes 438 amino acids. NCBI's taxonomy places the organism in Eukaryota, Metazoa, Chordata, Actinopteri, Salmoniformes, Salmonidae. Gene Ontology annotation, cellular component: myosin complex.